Messenger RNA from Zingiber officinale, 783 nucleotides. RefSeq lists its product as uncharacterized. The record is from RefSeq and is a predicted model, not a curated record. NCBI's taxonomy places the organism in Eukaryota, Viridiplantae, Streptophyta, Magnoliopsida, Zingiberales, Zingiberaceae. Bases 1 to 783 code for a protein of 260 amino acids. The transcript is spliced from 3 exons.
AUGAAUCAGGAUGACACUAAUAAUAAGUUGAAUGAUCAAGAACAUAGUGAAUUGAAUGAACUUCACAAUAAAGAUCCAAAACAAUUUGAAAAUGAUAAAGGUGAAGCCAGUAUGCCUAAAAAUGACAGUGAUAUAGACAUAAAUCAAGAGAUCUUGUUUCCUUUAAAUGUUGAUGAUCCAGGAAAUUGGGACAAAAUUCCAAAUAUUAGGGACUUUCUAGUUGAAAGAGGUAAUAGAAAAGAUGAUGGUAUUUUGUUUCAUCUUGAUAAUACCGGAAGACACUUCAAUCCAUCACAUUAUAAGAGGCAGUUGUCAAAUGGUGAGAAAAGUGACAAAAGAUGUAAGUUUCUCCAAGCAAAGAAUAUGGAUAUUGUUAUGGCUAUUAGACAAUUAAAGGGACUUAUUUCUUCUCUCCAAGAAUUUAGAGAAUCUGGAUUUGAUCAAGCAUUGAUCGAAGCUGAACAUAUUGCAAGUGAAAUGGGAAUUGAACCUAUUUUUCGAGAAAAACGCAUCAUUCGAAGAAAGAGACAAUUUGAUGAAAUCAACAGGGAAGAGGUAACCCAAUCUCCUAAAGAAUCUUUUCGAGUUAAUUACUUCUUAUUUAUAGUUGAUCAAGCUCUUUCUUCACUUCAAACUCGGUUUGAACAAUUUCAGAGUUAUAGUUGCAUAUGCCGAAAGGAGUUUUUCCAAGUUGAAAUUGAUCAAAACUUAUCUCCGAUCAACUAUGUCACAAGAAAGACUAAAUGGCUUGGCUAUGUUAUCUAUCGAGAAAAAAGUGGUUGA